AUGUCCAUUACUCGCCUGCGACCGGCGGUGUCCCCGCCCCCGCACCCGCCUCGGAAGGAAGCGGGCUACAGAGAGGUAGAGGCUUCGUCCUUGCGCAUGCUGCGGCAUCCAGCACUGUUUCUCCUUCCCUGCUGUGCCCCGGCUCAGGUGAAGCACCUGCUGCUCCAGAUCGAUCUUUCUUGCGCUGCUGUACCUGCUGCCUCCAUCAACCUCCUGUUCAUUGUAGGGGCGCCGCCGGUGAUGCUGCGAGACCCGCUGGGCUUCUGCGGCUACACCGGCAUCAGCUGCUGCGACGCAGUCAACGACGCCGCGCUGAGGGAGGAGUUCGAGGACAUGAGCAUCUCCGACGCCGCGUGCGCCGCCAUCGUCAAGGCCUUCCUCUGCGCGAGAUGCAUCCCGUCUCCCUCGGCUGUGCUGUUCAACACAGCUGACCUGACGACGACCACGAACCUCUGCGCAGCCACUCCUAGUCCUUGGUCGAGCUCUGCGGCGCAUCAUCGCCUGACUGCUAGUACCAGAUCGACGCAGGAGCAGGAUACUACGUGCCUCGAGAGAAUCAGCGCGGGCUCCUACCUCAACAUGGCCGCUCACCCGGACGGCUCGGGCCGAGUGUUCCUGUCCAGCCGAGACGGCAAGAUCUGGCUGGCCUCAAUGCCCAAACGGGGAUCUGGAGCCAUCUUGCGGGUUCACCGCCCUUUCCUCGACCUCACGCAUCGGGUGCUCGGGCUUCUGGGCGUGGCGUUCCACCCGGAGUUCGCAACCAACGGCCGCUUCUUCGUCUCCUACAGCUGCGACAGCAGCGCGUCGCCGCCCUGCGGCGCCGGUAGGUGCUGGUGUGCUGCAGCCGGAAACGGUUCGAGGCCGUGCCGGUACCAGCUCGUCGUCGCUGAGUUCUCUGCGAAAGGUGGUGCCGACUAUUCCAAGGAGAAAGCGGAGGGGCAACAACAGUACGAGCGGGUUUACUUGAUCUCCAACAAGGCUGGGAGCCAGAGUGCCACCUUGUCCAAGGCGGCCGUCUCCCUCGUCAUCAACCACGGCCGUCCCGCAGAGGGCAGGAUGCCAUCAAUCGUCGGCGGUCUCGUCUACCGAGGGUCCGCCGAUCCCUCGCUGGAAGGAAGGAAAGUUUUGUUUCCAUGA
Messenger RNA from Phragmites australis (common reed), 1137 nucleotides. RefSeq names its product HIPL1 protein-like. The transcript is spliced from 5 exons. The record is from RefSeq and is a predicted model, not a curated record. NCBI's taxonomy places the organism in Eukaryota, Viridiplantae, Streptophyta, Magnoliopsida, Poales, Poaceae. Bases 1 to 1137 code for a protein of 378 amino acids.